ACAAUUGUCACUGGCCUAUUGAACAUGAUACAUCGACUGCCAUCAGAACUUGGAACACUACUCGCGACAAUCACAAGCUGGUCUAUUAUGCGCGCACUCGACAAUACGCGUCGACGACAAUAACUUUCGAGUCGCAGUUGCGCCUACUUAUUGCCAGCGCCCUCUUCACUUCUUCUCACUUUCUUCAGCACAAGAAAGCGCGAAUCCCAGACCCACUUCGACACCACCGACACACCCACACAUCAGAAGCUUCCAGCACCUUCACCAUGGCUGGCGCAACGCCUCGCAACACGCGUUCCCGCCACAACACCCCUCUCCCUGCAGUGCCCUCGCGUCAAUCCCACGCAUAUGGCGCUCAAGGCAAAGCCGCACUCGAGCAACAGGUCACCACCUCCGCAGCUGAUGUCAAUGCCGCCUUCACGACUACCACACGUCGCUCGCAGCGCGCUUCGACUCGUCAGCUCUCGCACGACACUGCCACUCCUGCUCCCGCUACGAAGGUUGGCCGCAAGUCCAAGGUCGCCGCUCCCGUGAUCGAAGAGGAAGAAGAAGACUUUCCGGAGAUCAACGGUUCUACUCGCAGUAUCAUUGACCAAGACGAAACCGCCGAGACCGACGAUGAGGCCAGACCGGGUACCUCACUUCAGCAUUCCGCCGCAUACAUCAACGCGCCAUUUGCCGCCCCUGCUCGACGUUCGCCACUGCGCGUUCCCGCCCGCACACUUCCUCCAGCCGCAGAUUAUUUCCCUGAAGAGGCAGCUCAUGAGCCGUGGUUGGCGACCGUCUUCUUUCACACCCUGCCGCGCUAUCUCAAAGCGUUCUACGGCAAUGGCUGGCGGCGCACCAUCCUCAUAACGCUCACCUUCUUCCUCGCAAUCCUCGCUGUUUUCGCUACGGUUAUCGGAACUCUGUUCGGUGCUGCCAUGGUUCGUCUUCCUACGGCCUGGGAGCCGGCGCGCACUGCUUUUUUCUAUCGUGCCGCCAUGAUCGUCGGUCUGCCAGGCUACGAUCGACCACCUCAGGAGCUCGAGGCACGCUGGCACCGCUUCACCCACUCCGAGAUGUUCUCUGAUCUCCUGCCGCAAGUCAGUGUGCCCGAAUAUCAAUGGGCCAUCAAUGCGCACCUGCUCGGCCGCAUCGAAGGCACGGAGAACCAGACCGAGAUUGUGAAGCAGCACCUCGCCACCCACCAAGCCAUGAUCACCGAGCUUCAAGACAUCUUGCCCAGAGCCACGGUCCUCGAGAGAGAAGAUGGCGAGUUCGUCAUCCCUCAGCUGUUCUGGAGAGCGCUCGCCCACAAGAUGGAGAGCCAUGACGCCUCACCGGUGUGGGAGCAUUUCCUCACCACCAACGAGGAGAAACUCCGCGCCUACAACAACGAGGUGAUGGCCGGCAACUUCGAGGGCAUGGUCAAAUCCCACCAUCUCCUGACGCACGACGAGUUCCAUGGCGCCCUGUCGAACCUUUCUCGCUCCCUACAUGACGACCUUGACCAGAAGCUACGGAGAUUCAAGCUUGACACGCUCGAAGAAGCCCGAUCUGCUGCUCACGAAUACCUCGAGAAGUCUGAAAUUAUGUCUCUCGCACGCCAGCAAAUACGGUCACUCGGUCAUGCCAACUACGUCUACAACCUGGACAAGAAGCUGCACGAGAUCAACUACUUCGCUCUCGGGCAAGGCGCCAUGGUCGAUCCUCACUACACUUCCGCCACCAAGAUGCCCAAGACCACGAACAUCUUCCAGUCGCUCCUCCACCUCUCUGGCUUUGCUCGACAGUACCCGAAUCCACCAACCAUGGCUCUCACAACCUGGGAAGAAGCUACAGAUUCCUGGUGCGCAGCGACCUCGAACGACGAGAAGUCCCUGGCGCAGCUCACUGUCAAGAUGGCGCACAAAAUAUACCCACAAGAGAUCAUCAUCGAGCAUAUUCCGGCCAAGGGCACCCGCGAUAUCACUUCCGCACCAAGAGAUUUCGAGGUCUGGGUUCAGGUUGCCAAUGAAACUGAGGCUACCCGCAUCAAUGAGGGCCUCGAGGGCCACAUCACAUGGCACACCAGUACCCGUACCGCAUGCCAGGGCAAGCCACCGAAUGGAGAGAAGACUUGGGUCUGCCUCGUUGGAGAGCAGUACGACAUCAAUUGGCACAAUUUUGUGCAAGGCUUCACGCUUUGGACAGAUGUUCAGGGCUAUGACAUUGCAACUGAGCGUAUUGCAGUGCGUGUUGUGAGCAAUUGGGGCUCACCUGACCACACAUGCUUGUAUCGAGUGAGAGUUGGCGGCAUUGAAGUAGCAUGAAGAUAGGAUCACAGGACUUUCUUGGCGUUUAAAGUGAGCGUAGGCAUAGCGAAAGAUACCCCUUGGCUUGGCACGAGAUAGAUGAACUGAACAAAAG
This is a messenger RNA of Cercospora beticola, 2391 nucleotides long. RefSeq lists its product as uncharacterized. The record is from RefSeq and is a predicted model, not a curated record. NCBI's taxonomy places the organism in Eukaryota, Fungi, Ascomycota, Dothideomycetes, Mycosphaerellales, Mycosphaerellaceae. Gene Ontology annotation, molecular function: protein-membrane adaptor activity. Gene Ontology annotation, cellular component: meiotic nuclear membrane microtubule tethering complex; nuclear envelope.